Molecule: messenger RNA, 891 nt
Organism: Erinaceus europaeus (western European hedgehog)
Lineage: Eukaryota; Metazoa; Chordata; Mammalia; Eulipotyphla; Erinaceidae
Product: olfactory receptor 5A1-like
Exons: 2
Coding region: 1-891 (296 amino acids)
Biological process (GO): sensory perception of smell; G protein-coupled receptor signaling pathway
Cellular component (GO): membrane
Molecular function (GO): olfactory receptor activity; G protein-coupled receptor activity; odorant binding
Source: RefSeq, a predicted model, not a curated record
AUGUUUGUUUUUCAGGGACUCACAGAAGAGAAGGGGCUGCAGCUUAUUCUCUUUCCAGUCUUCCUAGGUAUCUACCUGGUGAGUAUUCUGUGGAACACGGUUCUUAUUGUGCUUGUAAGGAUGGACUCCCACCUGCACACACCAAUGAACUUUUUCCUCAGUUUUCUGUCAUUUCCUGACAUCUGUUACUCUACUUCUGUUAGACCAAGGAUGCUUUCAGACUUUUUUAAAGAUGAAAAAUUAAUUUCCUUUGUUGCUUGUGCUACUGAGUAUUUUGUUGUAGCUUGGAUGGAUCAGGCUGAGUGCUACCUCUUGGCCGCCAUGGCCUAUGACAGAUAUGUAGUUUUUGGAAGCCCUUUGCAGAGCACAACCAUCAUCACACCUGACCUCUGUUGGAAAAUUAUUGUUGAGGAUUAUGGGAGUGGUUUCCUUAGCAGCUUAAUUCAAACAAGCCCUUGUUUUACUCUCUACUACUGUGGACCAAAUAUCAUUCAGCAUUUCUUCUGUGACAUAUCCUGGAUUAUUAGCUUGUCUUGUUCUGAUCCAUUUGUCUCCCAAGUGAUUCUUUUUCUAGUUGCCAUAUUUGUUGGAUUUGGUUCCUUUCUUGUUAUAUUGUUAACCUAUGGCUUCAUUGCAGCUUCCAUCCUGAAAAUUUCCUCUGCCAAAGGUAGUUCCAAGGCCUUCAAUACCUGUGCCUCCCAUCUGGCAGUUGUGACAUUCUUCUAUGGCACAAGUUUCUCUGUGUAUUUAAAUCCUAGUUCUAAUCACUCUCAAAAGCAAGAGAAAAUUCUCACAGUGGUCUAUGUUCUGGUAACUCCCAUGUUAAAUCCUCUUAUCUACAGUCUGAGGAACAAGGAGAUCAAAGAGGCACUCAAGAAGGUGACAAAAUAG